Molecule: messenger RNA, 7140 nt
Organism: Zootoca vivipara (common lizard)
Lineage: Eukaryota; Metazoa; Chordata; Lepidosauria; Squamata; Lacertidae
Source: RefSeq, a predicted model, not a curated record
ACCCCCGGGCGGAGAGACACGCGGCUCCCGGGCUUCCCUCUCCCUCUCGGGGGUGGGGUGGCCAUGCUGCCGCGUGUCGGGGGACGGGACGGGACCCGAGAGGGCUGGGCGCCCCGAGGAGCCUCCUCGGCGAGCGGGGUGGGGGCCUGGCGCUGCGUUGCGGCAGAUGGCAGCGAGCGGGGGCCUCUUCCUCGGGUUCGCUUUCCUGCUUUUGAAUCCGGAUUGAACAGGUGGAGCGGGGCGGCGCGGCUUCGGCUUCUCUCGGGCUUUUCCUUGGACGAGGCGAACGAAGCCUUGCCGCCCCUCCUGGCCUCCAUGGCGGGGGGCGAUGGCUGGACGGGGGCGGGGCUGGACAUCUUGGAGAGUCUUCUCAGUUUCAGAAGAAGGCAGUGACGCUUCCCCCCCCCCACUUCCUGCUCCCAUGGGACGGUCCUGCGGGGGCGGGGGCUGAUUCCCGGGGGGGGGGAGUGAUAUGUCAGACACGGAAACCGGUGCCCUGGAACAGUCCUGGCCACACUUUCCCUCGCCACACUUUGUGCUCCAGCAACAAACAAACACACACACACACACACACCGCUUCCUGCGGAGUCUGCAGGUGCCCUUUGCAGGCAAGGAGCACAGCAGGUGGUUUGGGUUCCCUGCAAGCAUCAAGGCAUUUAAUAAGUACCUCCCUCCCCCCCCCCAUCUGAAACAUUGUGCUGUGGAGAAGAGCUCCAAGCUAGGCCAGGCCAGGGAUGCUUCAGCCUGUAAAAAGGACACCCCCCCAAAGGCAACAGAAGACUGGCUGUGUAUUUGCUCCCACUUCCCAGUAAAAUUAUGUAUUACUAAAAUGUUACCUUUUUGAAUCCAUUUGCUGUGCUCUUCAGGGUAACUUGUAAACAAGUGUCAUUGCUUUCAAAGGAAUGUUUAGGAUAGGGCACUUAGGGUGUCAGAGGAUUUGAAUUAAUGUGCAAAUGUGCUAUUGUAAGUUAAAGAUCACCUGCUGCUUCAUGUCAUUGUUUGUGCAUAAAAUGAAGACCAAAGACCAGCCUUUACAGCAUUUCUUAAUAUACUAUUUUGCAGCGCUGAACUGAAUCUGUUCCUCUAAAUAUUAAAGAUAAGGUGGGGAGGGGGAAAAUCUAUGAUUUUCCAGAUAAAAUAGGUACCAAAUUCUAUCACCAACCAAUUUAUGAUGUUCCUAUGUGCAUCUUUUAUGGAUUUGGGGCAGGGAUACCGUUAGUUUCAGACUAUGCUUUGGUAUAUGAAGAAGUAAUGAAGCAGUUAUAUAGAUAUGCUUUAAAAAUGCUUAAUUUGCUGCAUAGUGACCUUCAACAAAGGUUUCUGGUCGAUAUAUGAAGUUUGGCUUGCAUUAUUGCGAUUUGCUUUAAAUAGCAUUGCUUCCUGGAACCAAAAGGUGUUGCUGUGCUUCAGUGCAGGGCUUGGUUUUCUAUUUCAGUAUAUGCAAAAUACACUUUUGUGUAUUUUGCUUAUCUUUGUUUAUUCUCUCACCCUCCCAAAAGUACCAUUGCAUUAGGUCACCUGAAGUAAAUGUCACUAGCAGCUAGCUCAUAUUACCUAUUUAAAAAAUGGGUGCGGUUCCUACUCAAGAGAACUUAAAAUAUUCACAGGCUAUAUGAGAGAACUUUUAUGCGUAAAACGUGAAGUCAUUCAUUCAAAAUGUAUAUACAAGUAGCUAGAUAACAUGAAGUCACCCAUGACUUCUACCAGUUUGACCCUCUUUCUUUCAUGUAGCCCUAAUACUUGCAGGCCUGGGUUGGAGUGGGAGACUUUACCAAGCACCAUAAGCGGUCUUGUCUGCACCCACUCACUUGACAACAGUCAUUUAUGUCUGUCUGAUAGACAGAGACACUUCCCUUCCCCCUUUCCAAUGAUAAAUUGAAUGGCCUUAGUAACUGUCUCUCAAUCUGUUGUUUAGUCGUUUAGUCGUGUCCGACUCUUCGUGACCCCAUGGACCAGAGCACGCCAGGCACUCCUGUCUUCUGCCUCCUGCAGUUUGGUCAGACUCAUGUUGGUGGCUUCAAGAACACUGUCCAACCAUCUUAUCCUCUGCCGUCCCCUUCUGCUUGUGCCCUCAAUCUUUCCCAGCAUCAGGGUCUUUUCCAGGGAGUCUUCUCUUCUCAUGAGGUGGCCAAAGUAUUGGAGCCUCAGCUUCACGAUCUGUCCUUCCACUGAGCACUCAGGGCUGAUUUCCUUCAGGAUGGAUAAGUUUGAUCUUCUUGCAGUCCAUGGGACUCUCAAGUCUCCUCCAGCACCAUAAUUCAAAAGCAUCAAUUCUUCGGCCUUCUCGGUAGUGGCGCCCGCCCUGUGGAACGCGCUCCCAUCUGAUGUCAAAGAGAACAACAUCUACCAGACUUUUAGAAGACAUCUGAAGGCAGCCCUGUUUAGGGAGGCUUUUAAUGUUUUAAUGAUUACUGUAUUUUAUUUUUCUGUUGGAAGCUGCCUAGAGUGGCUGGGGAAACCCAGCCAGAUGGGCGGGGUAUAAAUAAUAAAUUAUUAUUAUUAUGAUUAUGAUUAUUAUGAUUAUGAUUAUUAUUAUUAUUAUUUGGCGGCCAGCCUUCUUUAUGGUCCAGCUCUCACUUCCAUACAUCACUACUGGGAAAACCAUAGCUUUAACUAUACGGACCUUUGUCAGCAAGGUGAUGUCUCUGCUUUUUAAGAUGCUGUCUAGGUUUGUCAUUGCUUUUCUCCCAAGAAGCAGGCGUCUUUUAAUUUCGUGACUGCUGUCACCAUCUGCAGUGAUCAUGGAACCCAAGAAAGUAUAAUCUCUCACUGCCUCCAUUUCUUCCCCUUCUAUUUGCCAGGAGGUGAUGGGACCAGUGGCCAUGAUCUUGUUUUUUUUUUAUGUUGAGCUUCAGACCAUAUUUUGUGCUCUCCUCUUUCACCCUCAUUAAAAGGUUCUUUAAUUCCUCCUCACUUUCUGUCAUCAAGGUUGUGUCAUCAGCAUAUCUGAGGUUGUUGAUAUUUCAUCCGGCAAUCUUAAUUCCCGUUUGGGAUUCCAGAAUGAGCCAUUUCUCAGUUGUUGAUUUAAAAGAGCCCACAGAUUUCUUCACAUUGUUCUCUCCCACCACAUAAUCAUAAUAAAAUCAUAAUAAAAGAACUUCAUGUAUGAAGUCUUUGGAAUUUAGAUUUACCCCCAUGUAAACCAUGUAUUUUUACAAAGCAAGCAAACAAAGCUUCAAUUAAUACUAUUUCUCCAAAAACAGUUCUAUGAGACAAAAUUAGUCCAAUUCCAUUUAACCAUUUUAUUAAAAAUAACAACCAAAAAGCAAUUAUGAAGAUAUUUGCCUGUAAAACAAGAAUUUUUUUUAGUGAGGCAGCAGCUUAUCACAUAGUCAAGUGUCUCACAUGGUAUAGAUCCAGUGGUGUUUUUGUUUUUCUAGAAAAAGGUGCUGGAGCUUACCAUGAACUUUUCUUAGGAUGACAAUGGUGCCUACCUGAGAGGGGCCAGAGCUGAGCUCCAGUGAGCUCUGACUGAAAAAAAGCCCUGUGUAUAUAUAUCUUUUAGUGAGACAGAAGCUACUGUCCUCCUUAAAAAUAGAAGCACUAUAAAAUGCUUCUUAUAGUGCUUCUUAACGAGCAAUUAUGUAUUGUGCUUAAAUAUCACCUUAUAACAGAAACACGCCAUUCACUAUGCAAAUCUUCAUGCUGCUGCUUACAUCGCACAAUCCAUUGUCAACAGCCCAAAGCCCAAUACAGCGGUUUGUGUGUUUGUGUCAGACUCUCAGGUUGCACAUCUAAAUCUUGAAUCAGCACAACAUGCUUGAAUCAGCAAGGCCAUAUGAGACCCAGCCCAUCCCUCCUUUAGGACCAGCCCAGCAGACUAACCAACUGUUACUUGUAAGUCACAGUUCUCAGCUUAAACAUCUCUAGUGCUUCCUUAACAACCUGCUGCCAAUCCUAUCAUAAAACUUGGGAGGUAGACCUGUUCUUUCUUGCAGAAAAGCACUAAGCUGAAAUGGCUGCAGCCGCAGGAGUGAUCCAUGGAUCAGGUCUACCUCCCAAGUUUUAUGAAGAGAAUUGCAAGUAUGUUGAUCCAUGUGUAUUUUCACUGUCUUAUUUGGUUUAUUUUUCUUUUAUUUACACCUGCCCUUCCUUGUCUGCUUUUUACAUAAUGUAGACAAAAUCAAUAGAAAAUUAGAGGCCAGGGAUGCCAUGAGUCAAAAAGUGUCAGUUAAUCCACUUGCGGAGUCUGGCAGGUAAUAGGAAGAUUAACCCAGAGUGUUUUGCGGUUCUUGUGGAGUCUUGGAAAAACUGACAGCAUCCAUGAAUGGGCUGGCUACCUCUCUCAAGUCCAGAUUAUUUGCAACAUAGCUAGGAAAGAUGCAGUCUAUAUCUGAAAAUGGAGAUUCUCCUUCCGGAAAACAAAACGAAACAAAACAAAACGAGGAGAAAACGUACAAAAAGACUGCAUCCUCAGCUAUUAAAGGUACCAUACAACUGGGAAUAGGAUACACAGUGGGGAACCUCACAUCUAAGCCAGACAGAGAUGUACUUAUGCAAGACUUCUAUGUAGUGGAAAGUGUGUUUCUUCCCAGUGAAGGGAGCAAUUUGACCCCUGCUCAUCAUUAUCCUGACUUCAGAUUUAAGACUUAUGCUCCUUUAGCCUUCCGCUACUUCAGAGAACUUUUUGGUAUUAAACCUGAUGACUACUUGUAUUCCAUUUGCAGUGAACCUCUAAUAGAACUAUCCAAUCCUGGUGCCAGUGGAUCCUUGUUCUUUGUCACUAGUGAUGACGAGUUCAUAAUCAAAACAGUUCAACACAAAGAAGCAGAGUUUCUUCAGAAGCUGUUGCCUGGCUACUACAUGAAUCUCAACCAGAAUCCAAGGACACUCCUACCAAAAUUUUAUGGACUGUAUUGUGUUCAGUCGGGAGGUAUUAAUAUCAGGAUAAUUGUGAUGAACAAUGUUCUGCCUCGAUCCCUGAAAAUGCAUUUCAACUAUGACUUGAAAGGAUCCACCUACAAAAGGAGAGCAUCCAGGAAGGAGCGGGAGAAGUCCAACCCCACCUUUAAAGACUUGGAUUUUCUUCAAGACAUGCAUGAAGGAUUAUAUUUUGACUCGGAGACUUACAGUGCACUCAUGAAAACACUACAGAGGGAUUGUCGAGUACUGGAAAGCUUUAAAAUAAUGGAUUAUAGCUUGCUGCUGGGAAUCCAUAUAUUGGACUGUGCUGCAAGAGAGAGAGAAGGUGAAACUUCUCAAAAUACGUCGGAUUCUAAACGCCCAGGAGGACAGAGAGUUCUCUAUUCUACAGCUAUGGAAUCAAUACAGGGUCCAGGAAAAACUGGGGACUCUGUCAUCACAGAGAGUACCAACACAAUGGGUGGCAUUCCGGCUAAAAGCCACAAAGGAGAAAAGCUGUUGCUAUUUAUGGGUAUUAUUGAUAUCCUGCAGUCUUACAGGUUAAUAAAGAAGCUGGAGCAUUCUUGGAAAGCACUUGUUUAUGAUGGGGACACAGUUUCAGUACACAGGCCAAGUUUUUAUGCUGAUAGGUUUUUAAAGUUUAUGAGUUCCAGGGUGUUCAAAAAGAAUCAGGGUUUAAAGUCCUCUCCCUCCAAGAAACGAUGUAAUUCCAUUGCUGCUUUAAAAGCUACAUCACAAGAAUUUGUUUCUGUGGUUAGCCAAGAUUGGAAUGAUGAAAAUCAUGACUUGCUUACUGAGGGGCAGAGUUAUUGUAGCCUUGAUGAAGAAGUAUUAGCCUCCCGACAUCAGCCAGAUUUAGUGCCAAGCACACCUUCCCUUUUUGAAGCAGCAUCUUUAGCAACCACAAUUUCUUCUUCUUCUUUGUACGUAGAUGACAAUUAUCAACAUGAUGGAACUCGGUUUUAUUCUAACAGUAAAGGAUUGCCUUCGAGUUCAACAUUCACCUUAGAAGAUAGCGCUAUCUGCUUGACCUCAGAACAGAGCACAGUAGAAACAGAAAAUGAUAAUGCUUCUGUGCUGGAUGUAUACUUAUAAUAGAUCAUAAAAGAAGAAAAAGAUGAAUGUUAAGAAUGAGACUAUUUGAAGAAAAGCACUUUCUGCACUCCAGAUUUACAAGGAAAAUUUUGCUGAGCCGAGGAAACAAAAAGUCAUAAGCAACAGAACAUCUGUGAAAACAACAGAGGAUUCCUGAAGCCUCGAAAUGCCACCUUGGACUCAGCAGAUGUGAAAGGAAACAUUUCACACUUUGCUAGGAUGUGCUGCUGCCGAACUGUGAAGAAUGCAUACAUUGUACUAAAGCUGCUCUUUCUUCUAUUGCCAAUCAUCUUUUCAAGGCUUGGAAGUAAUAUUUUCCUAUUGACUCUCACAUGAUUUUUUUUAUUUGCAUGUAUUCAGUGAUUAUGCACAAAUAUGUAAUCUGCUUUGCCUAUUUAAAGAGUCAUCAUCAUCACAGUGGUGAAUAUUAUGUUAAUCAAUUCUGCUUUCCCCCAGAAUUAAAAUUGCUCACCUAUUACUUUCAUACAAGGGUUAGUGUAAUAUGUUUGCACAUAGUUUAUGGAAAGCUAUCUUCUAUAAAAAAAAUAAUUCACUGUUUAUUAGUGAAAUGAAAAGCUAUUUAUAACAAGGCCUUAUGUUGUGUACAUAUAUUGUCUUUGAAAUAUUUGUGAUUAGAUAUAUUGCUUGUAAAGGACAAAAUUACAUAAUUUAUUUAGUAUAUUCUACUGUAAACUAUAGUUUUAUUGACAAAAAAUAAAGUAUUUUGUUCUCAAAACAAGUGUUGCAGAUAAUACUGAUGCAUUAUCUUCUUGAGCAAAUCCCAUAGCUCGCAAGAAGUAUUUUCUUGACGCCUUGUGUGUGACAAUAGAUGAUGACUACAUUGAACUGGAACCAGCUGCCCACAGACAUGGAGAGGAAGGCAAGAAGGAUAUGUUGACAUCAGAGCAUAACAAAACCUUAAUGCCUGCAGGUUGUAAUUUGCAUCUAAUGUUUUGAUGUUUUCUUUGAUUAGAAAAUUGUCUCAAAGAAACUAGGAAGAGAUUGAAUGGCCUCUAAUGGUUGCUUUUGCCUCACCCACCCCCAUUUUCUUUCUUCCAGUAAGUUUUGGCUGUCACUAUUUGCCACACACCAAACUACAGAAACAGUGAUAAAAGAGCAAAAAGCACAGACACCCCCUGCGAUGAAAGACCCUGGCUUCGGUCUUCUUUAUUCUACUUCUCA